Messenger RNA from Ictalurus furcatus (blue catfish), 4490 nucleotides. It is a transcript of the gene ptk2aa, whose product is annotated as protein tyrosine kinase 2aa. The record is from RefSeq and is a predicted model, not a curated record. NCBI's taxonomy places the organism in Eukaryota, Metazoa, Chordata, Actinopteri, Siluriformes, Ictaluridae. The transcript has 33 exons. Bases 301 to 3495 code for a protein of 1064 amino acids. Gene Ontology annotation, cellular component: cytoskeleton; focal adhesion. Gene Ontology annotation, biological process: protein phosphorylation; signal complex assembly. Gene Ontology annotation, molecular function: ATP binding; protein tyrosine kinase activity.
CACUGUGUGCUGUUCAGAGGGGUGUAGCUGGAGAGGAUGGGUUGCUAUCCGGCCGCCAUUUUGGAAUAUUCGAUUCUUGAUGAAGAGUAGGGGGGAACGAAGGAAGAGUGUGAGUCGGGAGUGCUGGAGAAGCGCACACAGGUUUGGGUUAUAUUGGAAUUUAAUCACUGCUUUUACACUUGUAUCAGCCUGAGAGGACACCGGGGUGACCGAAUACCUGCUGGGCGUUGAGGAAAAGCAGAUAUUUCACGAAUUUCCUAUUACACAGAAUAUGACCGACACCUAGCGUACAGUAAAGGCAUGGCGACGGCGUACCUGGAGCCCGGCCUUAGCCAUGGCGUGGGCGGGGGGGUCAAGUCUCGGCUCAGCGGGGGAACAGAGCGUUCCGCCCCUGCCCCUGACCGUGUCCUCAAGGUCAUCCACCACUUUGAGAGCAAGAGCGAGCACAGCGAAAACAGCCCAUGUUGCAGCAACAUCCGCCAUGGAGACGCCACCGAUGUCCGGGGGAUCAUACAGAAGAUCGUGGACAUCCACAAGGUGAAAUGUGUGGCAUGUUUCGGCCUCCGCCUCAGCCACGUCCAAUCAGGCGAGGUCCACUGGCUCCACCCCGACAUGGGCGUGUCCCACGUGAGGGAGAAAUACGAGCAGAACCGAUCACAGGACGAGUGGAGGUAUGAGCUGCGGAUCCGCUACCUGCCAAAGGGCUUCCUGAAUCAGUUUACUGAAGACAAACCGACGCUGAAUUUCUUCUACCAGCAGGUGAAGAACGAUUACAUGUUGGAAAUAGCCGAUCAGGUCGACCAGGAUAUCGCACUCAAACUGGGGUGCCUUGAGAUCAGGAGAUUUUACAGAGAAAUGAGAGGAAAUGCUUUGGACAAGAAAUCCAACUACGAGCUGUUAGAAAAAGAUGUCGGUCUCAGGCGGUUCUUCCCCAAGAGUCUGCUGGAUUCAGUCAAGGCUAAAACCUUGCGGAAACAGAUUCAGCAGACGUUUAAGCAGUUUGCCAGCCUGAACGAUGAACAGAGCAUUCUCAAGUUCUUCGAGAUCCUUGCCCCAGUCUACAGAUUCGACAAGGAGUGCUUUAAAUGUGCUCUGGGGUCGAGCUGGGUUAUCUCAGUGGAGCUGGCUAUCGGUCCUGAGGAAGGCAUCAGCUACCUGACAGACAAAGGCUUAACACCGACACACUUGGCUAACUUCACGCAGGUGCAGAGCAUCCAAUACUCGUGCAUGGAGGAGCGUGAGAGGAAGGGCAUGCUGCAGCUGGACGUGGCCGGGGCUGCUGAGCCUCUCACCGUCACUACGCCGUCCUUCAACACCGCAGAGAACAUGGCCGACCUGAUCGACGGUUACUGUCGCCUGGUCAACGGCGUCACCCAGUCUUUCAUCGUCAGGCCGCAGAAAGAGGGAGAAAGAGCACUUCCAUCUAUCCCAAAGCUUGGAAACAAUGAGAAGAAGUUAGAAGCUGUCCGAGCAGGAGUUCGAACCAUCUCUGUAUCAGAAGAUAUUAGUGGGGAUGAAACAGACGACUAUGCAGAGAUCAUAGACGAGGAGGACACAUACACAAUGCCUUCCACCAGGGAUUAUGAGAUCCAGCGGGAGCGCAUCGAGCUGGGCCGCUGCAUUGGAGAAGGGCAGUUUGGAGACGUGCAUCAGGGGAUCUACGCCAGUCCAGAGAACCCUUCUCUGUCCGUGGCUAUUAAAACAUGCAAGAACUGCACCUCGGAUAGCGUGCGGGAGAAGUUCCUGCAAGAAGCCUUGACAAUGCGGCAGUUUGACCAUCCUCACAUCGUCAAGCUGAUCGGUGUAAUCACAGAGAACCCGGUCUGGAUCAUCAUGGAACUGUGCACCCUUGGCGAGUUGAGGUCGUUCUUACAAGUAAGGAAAUACAACCUGGAUCUGGCAUCACUGAUUUUGUAUGCCUACCAGUUGAGCACAGCUUUGGCUUACCUGGAGAGCAAGAGAUUCGUGCACAGGGACAUUGCUGCCAGGAAUGUGUUGGUGUCUUCCGCAGACUGUGUGAAACUUGGGGACUUUGGACUCUCCAGGUACAUGGAGGACAGUUCCUAUUACAAAGCCUCCAAAGGGAAACUGCCAAUCAAAUGGAUGGCACCAGAAUCCAUAAACUUCCGCCGCUUUACCUCAGCCAGUGAUGUGUGGAUGUUCGGUGUGUGCAUGUGGGAGAUACUGAUGUACGGAAUCAAGCCCUUCCAAGGUGUGAAGAACAAUGAUGUGAUUGGGCGAAUAGAGAACGGCGAGCGCCUGGCCAUGCCUCCAAACUGCCCCCCCACCCUUUACAGCCUAAUGACCAAGUGCUGGGCGUAUGACCCGGGCAAGAGGCCACGCUUCACCGAACUCAAGACCCAGCUCAGUACUAUUCUGGAGGAGGAGAAAGCUCAGCAGGAUGAGCGCAUGCGCAUGGAGAUGAGACGUCAAGUCACAGUGUCGUGGGACUCGGGUGGAUCAGAUGAUGCGCCUCCCAAACCAAGCCGACCAGGUUAUCCCAGUCCCCGUUCGAGUGAAGGUUUCUUCCCGAGUCCUCAACAUGCAGGCCAGCACAAUCAUUACCAGGGAUCGGGUUACCCUGGCUCUCAUGGCAUGCCGUCAAUGCCCAGUGGAGGAUACCCGGCCCAGGCGUCUGUUCUGGAGCCACACGAGACCUGGAACCACCACAGACAAGACGUACCUGUGUGGUCUCCUAAUAUGGAGGAGGGAGGAGCUCUGGACAUGCGGGCACUGGGUCAGGGGAUGCCGGCUCACCUGAUGGAGGAAAGGUUGAUGAUGCAGCAACAGCAGAUGGAGGAGGAUCAACGCUGGCUGGAGCAGGAGGAAAGCUUCCUGAAGCCGGAGUCCAGGAAUUCCAGGGGCAGUAUAGACCGGGAAGACGGUGCUCUCCAGGGGCUGACGGGAAACCAGCAUGUAUACCAACCUGUAGGCAAAGCAGAUCCUGUAGCUCCACCUAAGAAGCCUCCUCGUCCUGGAGCUCAGAGCCACCUGAGCAGCACAGCCAGCAUAAGCCCGGUGGACAGCUAUAACGAGGGCGUCAAGCUCCAGCCUCAGGAGAUUAGUCCACCACCCACAGCUAAUCUCGACCGCUCCAACGAUAAGGUCUAUGAGAAUGUGACUGGACUGGUGAAGGCAGUGAUUGAGAUGUCCAGUAAGAUCCAACCUGCAUCCCCUGAAGAAUACGUGCCCAUGGUGAAGGAGGUGGGACUGGCUCUGAGAACGCUGCUUGCGACUGUAGACGAGACCAUCCCUAUUUUACCAGCUAUCACACACAGAGAGAUCGAGAUGGCUCAGAAGCUGUUGAACUCGGACCUGGCUGAGCUGAUCAAUAAAAUGAAGCUGGCGCAGCAGUACAUGCUUACCAGCCUGCAGCAGGACUACAAGAAACAGAUGCUCACAGCUGCACACGCCCUCGCCGUCGAUGCCAAGAACCUGCUGGACGUAAUCGACCAGGCCAGGCUGAAGAUGAUCGCUCAGUCACGGCCCCACUAGUCUUUUCCUCUGGAGCGGAGAGUUCAGGACAGAGAGACACUAUAAUAGCACAGGAGCGAGACGAGAGGACACGAUGUCGACUGCUUGGACAGUAUGGUGAUGUCAUAUACUGAAUCACAGCACAGCACCAGUGGCUCUUCACCAGUGAUGUCUCACUACAAGAAUAUGAAAUAAGCCUUUUCUAUAGAGACAUACACACUCUAUGUUCAGUGGACUUGGAGAUACAAUGCUAAUCUAGUUUUUAUUGUACUGUUUGUGCUGGCUUUUUUUUUUUUUUCUUUUUAAUUAAGUCCAGAGAUGAACUCGAGCAACUGACACUUUUAUCAGAGAAAACACCACAACUGGAAUCCACAUGGACAUCAGAGUUAAUGCAGAGUCUGGAACAACCUGAGCUGACCCAGAGGUGUACUGCAGACACUCAUACACUUCCUCUUGUGAACUGUUCUACAGCAGACCCUAUCAUUAUUCUGAUUUACAUACACGCACACACACACAUGCACACACCCCCGAGGGCUCACGUUGUACUUUUUAUCCUCUGACUUCCACUCAGGGGACACCUUGAGACACGACAUAACACAUCAUGCUGUUUAACGUCAUCAUAUUCUGCACAAGAAUGCAUAUAUUUUUUAAAGAAUGGUCUAUAGAAUUAAGAUUUAAAAAAUAAAAUCUCUAAUACUGGGGUAUUAAUGGGUAGAAAAAUGUCAUCAGGGACUGUUAGAAACCAGUUCAGUUCAGUAAACACCUCUUACUCAUAACAGACAGUAAAGCACAGUUUUAAUAGCUCAAAGGCCUUUUCUUACUCAUUGCUUCCUCAAAGCUGGUAAAUGUAGACAUUUACAACAAAUCUUUGUCUUUCCCCAGGCUGAUAAACUUGGUCAUGUCGCCCCUGUGUAUAGUACAAUCUAUAAAUGAAUCCACAUUGUCACAUAAAUUAUUCUCAGGAAAAAAAACUGACUGUACAGAACCUUUAACUAAUAAAAUGUGUUACUCUUGUA